Messenger RNA from Lonchura striata (white-rumped munia), 1941 nucleotides. Lineage: Eukaryota; Metazoa; Chordata; Aves; Passeriformes; Estrildidae. The record is from RefSeq and is a predicted model, not a curated record.
ACCACGAUGACACCACCAGGGACAUGGACAGAGACAGGGCCAUCGCCUGCUCUUGCCUCAGGGCACCCAACAGCACCCACAAGACCCCAUGGAUGCUCCCCCAUGGCCGCUGCCCCACGGCUGCCCCACAGGACAUCUUCCCCAGUGGCUGCAAGGAGAGAGUCCAGACCUGGCUGGCUGGAAACCUGGUUACCAUCGCGGGGGUUUGCAUAGGCAUCGCCCUGGGGGAGCUGUCGCUGCUGAUGCUGUCGAUGUUCCUGGUCCGGAACCUGGACUCCCACUACGAGAAGCUGCUGCGAGGGCUCUGAGGGGGCCAGGGUGGUGUGGGGGGAAGCGCGAAGGUCUUUAUCCUUCAAUAAGCCGUUGGGAAGCAGCGGAAUCGCGACGGGACCGGGAGCGGAGCGCGAAGGCGCGGCCCGCGUGGAGCGGCGGGGCUACGCCCCCGUUCCUCUGGGCGGGAACGGCUCGCGCGAGGCCCCGCCCCUCCCCUCCUCCGGAGGCGAUUCCCGGCGCCCCCUCAGCCCCGUGACGCUCCCGGGACUCCCCGGAACCCCGGCCGUGCCCGGGCAGCCGUGGUACCGGAGCACCCCCAAACACCAUGGCUGCAGGAGUUCCCUGCGCCCCGGGCGCCGUCAUCCCCCUGCCAGCCCCUGCCGAGAGCGGCUGCUCGGACGAGUUCGCCCUGGACUGCACCUUCGCUGCCUGCGACCCCGAGCGGACAGGGAUGGUGCGGCCGCAGCAGGUGGUGGAGUACGUGGCGGCGAUGACAGGACACAGCGGGCACGACGGGCGGCUGCAGGCACUGCGGCGGGCGCUGGACCCUGCGGCCGCAGGCACGGCGCUGGACUGGGCCCGGUUCCGCACGGCCAUGGGCGCCUGGAUCACGGCAUGCCGGCAGGAUGAGGCUGAGGAGCAGGACGUGGCAACUGGUGACACUGCUCCAGUGCCAGCAGAGGAUGACGGACACACGUCCCCAGCAGCUGCCCAGCUCCAGGGUGACAACAUGGACGUCACCACCCUCAGCGCUGAGGCUGCGGGACUGCGGAGCCGUGCCCAGCAACUGGCGGCCCAGAACGCCAAACUUCAGCGGGAUGCGGAGCUGGCUGAGGAGCUCAACGCCCGCCUGGCUGAGGAGAUUGCACAGCUCCAGACGCAGCUGCGAAGCAGCCGGCAGGCACUGGAGCAUGCCAGGGUGGCUGUCGAUGAGCUGGACGACAUGAAGGCCGUGGUGAAGCAGCUCGAGGAGGAGAACACCGAGCUCCGGAGGCAGGCACGGCACGCGGAGAAGGAGCAGCACAGUCUGUGCUCGCAGGCCGAGUGCCUACAGGAGGAGAACCAGCGGCUCCUCGCCGAGGGCCAGGGUCUGCGGGAGCAGAUCCAGGUGCAGGCAGCUCGGACGGCCAGCCUGGAGGACCAGCUCUGCCGUGGCACUGCCCUGCUCUCUGCCCGGGAUGCAGCCCUUGCCCAGGCAGGGCAGCGGGCACAGGAGCUAACAACAGCACUGGAGGAGUAUGAGCGGAUGGUGCAGGAAUUGCGUCUGGAGACGACGCGGCUGCGGCAGCAGCUGGGCCAGAUGCGGGACGCCUGGGCCAUGCGCCCGUGGUGCCCGAGCAGCCAGCCAGACAUCCAGGCCAUGGCAGCGGUGAACCAGGAGACAGCAGACAAGGAGGAGGAGGAGGACAGAGGGAUGGCACUGUCAGGAGGAGGAGGCCUGCUGUGGAGCAGUGAGGAGGUGGCCAAGGCAGUGACCCCACAGGCACCACUGUCACCAUGGACACCACUGUCACCAUGGGCUCUGGCGCUGCUGGCACUGCUGGCCCUGCUCUACUUCUUGCCCUGCCAGUGGCCCCAGCUCCAGCUGCACUACCGGAACCCCCCACCCCUGUGAGACCCCCAGUAAAGGCCAGUUGCGCAAUUCUGUGUCCACCCCACUCUCGACCA